Molecule: messenger RNA, 1990 nt
Organism: Scleropages formosus (Asian bonytongue)
Lineage: Eukaryota; Metazoa; Chordata; Actinopteri; Osteoglossiformes; Osteoglossidae
Gene: pthlha
Product: parathyroid hormone-like hormone a
Exons: 2
Coding region: 21-662 (213 amino acids)
Biological process (GO): bone mineralization
Cellular component (GO): extracellular region
Molecular function (GO): hormone activity
Source: RefSeq, a predicted model, not a curated record
UUUUGUUCCCUCCUUGCAGAAUGUUGUCGUCAAGAAGCUUCUUUCAACAGUGGGGUUUUGCCAUUUUCCUACUCUGUUCCCCGGUGCCUCACUACGGGAAACCGGUCGCUUCUCUCACUAGCCGAACGAAGCGCACCGUCACUCACGCUCAGCUGAUGCACGACAAGGGCCGCGCGCUGCACGACUUCAAACGGCACGUGUGGCUUCAGGAGCUGCUGCACGGCCUGCACACGGCGGAGGAGCGGGACCUUCCCAUCCAGAGCGGCUUCAGCAGCAGCAGCAGCAGCAGCAGCAGCAGCGGCGGCAUCGCGAGCUCGAGCAUCACUAGCAGCCUCCAGCCCAAGCCCACCGGCAGCACGAAAACGUACCCGAGGGGCUUCCCUCUGCAGGAGGAGGAGGAGGAUGAGGAUGAGGAGGAUGAGGAGGAGGGUGGCGGGGGCACUAACCUGCCGCAGGAGACCGACAAGUUGCAGACGUACAAGGUGCCGGCGCCGAAGACGGCGAGCGGGAGGAAGAGGAAGGGGCGCUCCGGCAAGCGGCGCGACUGCGACAAGAGGAAGCCGAGGCUGCCGAGGCUCCGGUCCCUCGGGCUCCCGGGGCGCGAGAGGGGCCCGUGCCCGGAGCGGGGGCCGCACGGCAGGCCGCGGGGGGCGCCGCGCUAGGACGCCGUCGGCGUGCCGACGAGAUGCGCGAGCGGCGUUAGGAGGGCAGGCGUCGCCGCGGAAACGGCGGACGCAAUUCGACGCGUGCGUUGUCGAGCCACGUGAGGAAACGUACCCGCCGACUCGUCUCCUCGCGGAUCCCCACAGACGCGGUAACAAGACGCCGAACGAUUCGUGUCGCAUGUACUUCGGAGAACGAUAUUUAUUGUCUGUACAUACAGUGCAUGACGCAGCUGGGUAGCGAAAAUAGUCAAGCAUGAUUCCACGCUCUGCGAAGCGUCACUUUCACUCUUGGUGAGGAGCACGACAAUUGGAAAUGGCAGAAUAGCAAUAAUUUAUUUUCUUUCAAUGGUUAUUUAUUGUAUUAAUGUUUCACGGUGCUGCUGACUGGAUUUUUUCUGACAAUGAUGCACUUUUCUAUACUGUACACCUGUAACGGACUGUACGCAUCGCGACGCUACCUAUAUGUAUCUUGAACGGGCCCAAUAAAGCGUUCUGUGGUCCAUUUGGAUGAAGAAAAUGUUGUUGGCCUCUCGCUCACUUGUGCGCUGCACUGUUUUCAGCCCGCUCAUCCAUCCUUCCUGGGGGCGCUUUCUUCCUCGUCUACGACCGGGUCGAGCUGCGCGUGAAGAAAAAGGCAAAAGCUGCUCCUGGCGCCACCCGAGCCGACGGAACCGUCCGUUUCCAAACGGCUCCCGUUCGCCGACCCUUUCUCUCCAGCUUUUUUGUUUCAUCACGUUUUUCUCGAGUCGCUUCGCUGUCCGUCGACAACAUUCGCAUCUUUUAAAUCUCAGUCGCUCUUUGCCAUCGCGAUCCUCAGCCCGUGUUCUUUUCCUCCUGCGAGUCUCACUCCUACCGCGCGCCGGACACGCUGCGCGUGACAUGAGCUCACGGACAGAGUCGUCCGAACUUGCGCAGAAACGUUUGUGUCUCGCGUGCUGCUUCGCCUUUUUCCGACCUAUUUCUUACCAACGGUACGUGACUGACUACAUGGACGGAGAGGAGACCCCACCUUGCCCGGGAGAAGCACGCGAUAUGAACGGUCGCGGUUCGGAAGGUGUGAAAGCAGCGCGGAGCCGAUAAAUGGUCCGUUACGAGAGGAGGGCAGAGCACAAGGGAGCAGUGCUUGGAAAGCAGAGUCUCAGUCUGUCAGAUACAGCAUCUGCAGGGAACAGAACGGCGGAGGGCAGGAAGAUGAGUGGCAGAGUGCUGGUGUUUCAGUCUUUUAAGAACCUCUUAUAUUUUUGUAAGACAGGGGAAUGAUAUCCAUUUUCAAGACAAAAUUUCCCCAGCUUUGUUAAAGUGCUCUGGUUUAACAGCACUUUGUA